AUGUACGCUGUAGAGCAGGAAAGGGCCCAUCCGGUUCCCCCACCACUAUCAAUGGACCGUAUUUCGGGAUCGUCCGCCGCAUAUCCUACACCGGGCUCGGGACCACUACGCUCGGCUGAUCUUUUGGCUCCCAUAUCUACCAUUCAUGAUGGUCGCAUUUGGGCUUUGCAGGUUGUCCAGCAACCCAUCCGCGCCAGAAUGUGUGGCUUCGGUGAUAAAGACCGAAGACCGAUCACCCCGCCCCCAUGUAUUCGAUUGAUUGUGCGCGAUCAACAUACCGAUAAAGAGAUUGAUAUCAAUGAAAUUGAUACUUCAUUUUAUGUGCUCACGGUCGAUCUAUGGAACGCCGAAGGAAACAGUGAAGUGAACCUGGUCAAGCACUCCGCCACAUCCCCAUCAAUCUCGACCGCUAUGUCCUCCUCAUACCCACCCCCACCUCAGAGCAUGUCCCCCACAUAUCCUGGUUACGGCCAAAACCCCUACGCCCCACCUGUCGGGUAUCCGCAGCAGGUGAACAAUUAUUAUGGUGGUGCCCAGCAGAUGACAUAUCAAAAUCAAUAUGGCCAGCAAGUCUACUCCCAAUACGGCGGUUAUCCACAGGGAUCUCAGAUGCCGGCUGCCAUGUCGCCUGCUCAACCCGUAUCCGGUGGCCCAGGGGGCAUGUUUACCCGCAACUUGAUUGGAAGCCUUAGCGCCAGUGCCUUCCGGUUAACAGACCCAGACAACAAGAUUGGUGUCUGGUUCAUUUUGCAGGAUUUGAGUGUACGGACAGAGGGUACUUUCCGUCUCAAAAUGAGUUUUGUCAAUGUUGGUACACCAUCAACUGAGGCAGGUAACGGUGCUCCUGUGAUUAACCAUGAUUCUGCGCCUGUUCUGGCUUCCGUCUUCAGUGAACCUUUCCAGGUCUUUUCUGCAAAGAAAUUCCCAGGUGUCAUCGAAAGUACCCAGCUCAGUAAAUGUUUUGCACUUCAGGGUAUCAAGAUCCCCAUCCGCAAGGAUGGUGUGAAGGGAUCCCGUGGUCGAGGCGGAGAAGGCGAAGAUGAUGCAGAUGACGAUUACUAG
Molecule: messenger RNA, 1062 nt
Organism: Penicillium taxi
Lineage: Eukaryota; Fungi; Ascomycota; Eurotiomycetes; Eurotiales; Aspergillaceae
Product: velvet factor family protein
Exons: 4
Coding region: 1-1062 (353 amino acids)
Source: RefSeq, a predicted model, not a curated record